AUGGUUUUGGCGCGUAAAUACAUAUUGUCUAGGCAUUUUAAAGGCCUCCCCAAGGCAGACGAUCUGAAGUUGGUCGAAGAAGAACUGCCGCCCCUAAAAGAAGGACAAUUUUUAUCAGAAGCAGUAUAUUUUAGCGUUGACCCCUUUUUGCGUGCCUAUAAUCCCUUACAGCCUUUAGGAUCAACCAUGCUGGGAAAUCAAGUGGCUAAAAUUAUUAAGAGCAAAAAUUCUAAAUAUCCUGAAGGAAAAUACAUUUACGGCGCUUACGGUUGGAGAACCCACACGAUAGGCCCUAAGCAAUUGGAAGAAGAUGCCCUGGGCUAUAAAGAGCAAGAAUACCUUCUCCCUGAUUUCGGUAAUCUUCCCUUGUCAUUGGGGCUGGGUAUGUUAGGAAUGCCAGGAAACACUGCAUAUUUUGGAUUUCUUGAGCUUUGUAAGCCGAAAGAAGGAGAAACUGUUGUUGUGACAGCGGCUGCAGGAGCUAUUGGAAGUCAUGUUGGCCAAAUUGCCAAAAUCAAGAAAUGUAGAGUAAUCGGCAUUGCAGGAUCAGACGAAAAAGGAAAGUGGCUGACCGAAGAACUUGGUUUCGAUAGUUUUAUCAACUACAAGAAACCAGGACUACUAGAAAACCUUAAAGCAGCCGCUCCUAAUGGAAUCGAUUGCUAUUUUGAUAAUGUCGGAGGGGAAAUCAGUAGCAUUGUCAUAAGUCAAAUGAACAGUUUUGGGCGUAUUGCAGUAUGUGGUGCUAUAACAUCUUAUAAUAGUGACAUUACCAAUAUGCCAAAAGCUACUAUGAUUCAAGGAUUUUUAAUUCUCAAGCAACUAAAACUAGAAGGAUAUUACGUAUUCAGGUGGAUUGAUAGGUGGAUGGAAGGAAUUAAUCAGAAUUUACAAUGGAUUAAGGAAGGAAAGUUAAAAUAUCGUGAAACUGUAACUGAAGGAUUUGAAAAUCUGCUCCCUGCUCUUAUUGAUUUGCUAAACGGCGGAAACGUGGGAAAAGCAAUCGUGAAAGCUUGAAAUUAAUCAUUUAUUGUUGUUAUUUCACUUAUCACCUUUUCAAUAUCAUAUUUUCCAAUCCUACUUCAGUAUUAAAUACGCCUUUUUUGGAAAUAAAGAUUUUUUUGUAUCGUC
Messenger RNA from Agrilus planipennis (emerald ash borer), 1131 nucleotides. RefSeq names its product prostaglandin reductase 1. The record is from RefSeq and is a predicted model, not a curated record. Gene Ontology annotation, biological process: prostaglandin metabolic process. NCBI's taxonomy places the organism in Eukaryota, Metazoa, Arthropoda, Insecta, Coleoptera, Buprestidae. The transcript is spliced from 6 exons. Gene Ontology annotation, cellular component: cytoplasm. Bases 1 to 1017 code for a protein of 338 amino acids. Gene Ontology annotation, molecular function: 15-oxoprostaglandin 13-reductase [NAD(P)+] activity; 2-alkenal reductase [NAD(P)H] activity.